CUGGCCUCUUUGCCGGAAAUAGGACGUGGCUCAGUCGGGUUCGUCGUCACGCCUAGAGGUCAGAGCUCGGAGGUCGAGUCGCGGAUCGAUGUCAAACUGGUGGUUCUCUGCUCGCGGCGUUCAACAGGUGGCCGGAGGUCUGAGCUCGAAGAGAUCGAGGCUCGGUCGGACUGGAGGUUGGUGGUCGGAGCUCUCCGUUCGUCCUUUCGUCGGAAUUUGGGCGAAAUUGCGAAGCGGAGAGGAGAAUAUGUGGAAGCUGCGGGUGCACUUGGUCGGGUGUGGCGGCUCAGGUCGCCACUAGUGCGCAGUCGCCGGCACUGCCCUCCCCGCGAAGGAAAACUCGCCGGCAAUGACUUGUUGCAGGGAAAGAAAAUGACGAGAAAAUUUGGACGGGUGCUGAGAAAACAAUAG
Messenger RNA from Striga asiatica, 411 nucleotides. The record is from the annotation of a GenBank genome assembly. NCBI's taxonomy places the organism in Eukaryota, Viridiplantae, Streptophyta, Magnoliopsida, Lamiales, Orobanchaceae.